Messenger RNA from Moneuplotes crassus, 2193 nucleotides. The record is from the annotation of a GenBank genome assembly. NCBI's taxonomy places the organism in Eukaryota, Ciliophora, Spirotrichea, Euplotida, Euplotidae.
AUGGUAAAACAGAAGAAAGAACAUAUCUCUGAUUUUAGCUCUACCAGCUACUUUGUAGAUCUUCUUCAGCUCAAGAAAAUCUGGAAUGAAGUCAAAAGCUGAUGGGUCUUCGAAGACAUUGAUUUAGGGACAGACCAAAUCGAAAAGCUGUACUAUGAGCACCGGCUCAAGACCAUCCGAGCCAACUGGAGAUUUAUACUUUUGAUCUUGCAGACAAUAUUUUUGGGUAUAGCAAUCUGCUUUCUGUUGCAAGAGGAUGCUUCCACUUCUGAAAAACUAGGUCCUAUUGUUUUGUUUGCUCUCCUAUUUACAAGUAAAGUAGCUGCAAUGUAUGGAGCGAUUCUAGUGAUAGGCGCAUUUGGACUUGUGCUAACAAGAAUAAACCUUGAGUUCACUCAUUUUAGACUUUACGAAGGGUUCUUGUGUCAUAUUUCAGCCUCAUUCCUCUUAUCGACUUGCCUCAUUUCAGAUUGGAGGUCUUCCUCAGCAGCUAUAAUUAUGGUUUACACGAAUUUAUACGUUAUGCUUAGAGUUUACUAUGACUAUGUACCUAUUACGAUUCUCUAUGCAAUCUUGACCUCAUCACUAAUAUUCUGCUUCAAUGCCUUCUUGGUCUCGAGAAAUCUAAAGCAAGAGUUUCUCUCAGCUUAUCAGGCUGAGCAGGCUUCCUGACAGAUGAAGAAGAUCCUAGAAGUCUUGCCUGAAGGAGUCACUAUCAUGAAUGAGCAAGGAGACGACCUGAAAUUUAUAAACAAGAAGCUCAUGAAGACAUUAGACGUACAGUCUUUCUAUCAGCCUCGGUCUGAGCAUAUUCAGCUUGCCAAAACCAAGAAGGAGAUUGAUCAAUGCCUUGAGAAAAUUUAUCAUAAAAAUACUACAAACUCUUGAAAUUCUGAUGAUUCUAUAAUACUUCACGAGAAUGUUUUUAACAAUUUCGUCGUCAGAGUUCAGAAAAAUAGAGUCGAAGAAGGCAAAGGAGCUGACCCUGAUGUGCAAAUCAACCAGUAUGAAGAUAUAGGACUUUCUUAUUUUCUUCAAAAUGAAAGAGAACUCUGACAAGAUCGACAUGAAAAUGAAAGAGCCAUCAAAGUGUCUAUUAAAUAUAAAAAUAAGGACUUGCCAGUUGAAAUAGAAAGCAUUAAUAGAAGCUUUGUAGUGAAGACUUCAAAAAUUGAUGUUGUCAAUGAUCUCGAAACGUGACCUACUUUCCUUCAAAUGUUUAUAGACACAACCCAGAUUACUCAGCUAGAAGAAGCCAAGGCCCAGAGCAACUACCAGCGCCAGAUGCUCUCGAAUGUGUCCCACGAGUUCAGGACUCCCCUCAAUGCGAUGUCGCUGUCUCUGUACUUGAUGAAGGACCACCUCACUGAGGAUUGGGCCAAGUACCACAAGAUCGCUUCAUCGUCAUGAGACAUUCUGAAAGGCCUCGUCGAAGACAUCCUGGACUUCUCAAAGAUUGAAGCCGGAGUGUUCGAAGUCCAGGAAUCUGAGUUCACUUUCAAGCAGCUCUUCGAUGAAGUGAACUCCAUCUUCGAGAUGCAGACUUGUAUGAAGAGGAUCAAUUUGAACUUCACAAUGGAUGAUGCUUUCUGUGAACUCAAAGUGAAGUCUGACAAAGAGAGGCUCAAGCAGAUUCUCCUGAACUUGCUUUCUAACUCUCUGAAGUUCACCGACGAGGGCUCCAUCAACGUAGGGUUGAAGAUUCAGCAAAUGAAAGCGUUCAAUGCGCAACAAAUCGAAUCAGAUAAUGAUGAUGAAGCGAAGCUGUCUUCAGUCGAAGCCUUUGACGAAAUGCCAGUGUGCAACCUUCUUCUCGUAACUAAUAACUACGAAUUCAAAUCACACAAGUCCAAGUUUGAUGAACCUGCAUUAGGUUUUGCAAGACAAGACAAGACCACUGGCAAAUUGAUGCAGAAAGAGGCUGACCAGUCAAUGCCUUCUGACUUCACAAAAGAACUCCGACUCGAAUUAAGUGUCAGAGAUACAGGUAUUGGGAUUCCUGAGGGAGACUUGCCAUCGCUGUUCAAACUCUUCGGCAAGACCAGCUCCAACCACAACCGGAACAAGACUGGGACUGGGCUUGGCCUGACUAUUUGCAAGAAGUUGUGUGAGAAACUAGGAGGGAAGAUAGUUCUGGAGUCGAAAGAAGGAAUUGGAACCAAGGUAACAUGCACGUUCAGAUGCUUCUAUUAA